Corticium candelabrum is the source of this 2309-nucleotide messenger RNA. Its product is annotated as RAS guanyl-releasing protein 2-B-like. The record is from RefSeq and is a predicted model, not a curated record. The transcript has 17 exons. Gene Ontology annotation, biological process: positive regulation of GTPase activity; Ras protein signal transduction. Gene Ontology annotation, molecular function: guanyl-nucleotide exchange factor activity; calcium ion binding. The coding region runs from base 47 to 2095 and encodes 682 amino acids. Lineage: Eukaryota; Metazoa; Porifera; Homoscleromorpha; Homosclerophorida; Plakinidae. Gene Ontology annotation, cellular component: plasma membrane.
UCUCAUUUUCACCUACACUGUACAGUCGCUUCUCGGACAGGCCAGGAUGAGCAUGUCGCACAACAUCGACACGCCGGACGUCGAAUACGACGGCGAAGAACUGAAGUCGGCUCGAAUCGAGACUCUAGCACGUCUCGUUGUAUCAGAAUUUGAGGAAGGGGCGGGUCCGCCGCGGCUUGCGCCGAUGCUGUUUGUCACCCACAAGUGGUAUGUUGACUCGACUCGACUGGCCGACAUCUUCAUUGACCUGUAUGCGAAAUUGGACGCAAAUGGCGAGGAAAAACAGAGACGUCCAGCUGUCGCGGCAAUCGCGUUUUGGGCUCGUGAGUAUCCGCGGCAUUUUGAGAACAACGAGAAGCUUGUUGGAUUGUUGUGCGACUUUGUCGCUCGUGUGAAGAGGGAAGGCGGCGCGGCGGCCGCUGAGAUGAUGAAGCCGUUCUUGGACGUCUUGCUGAGCAGUGGGAAAGAGAGAAGACAUCACGUCUUCUUGACUGUCCAGUCCUGUCCUUCUGAUGUGAAUCCGGAACGGCGUGUUUCGUACUCAUUUAAUUCGGUUUCUGCCAAGUCGAUUGCUGAGCAUCUUACCAGCUUGGACCAUGAGGCUUUCAGCCAGAUUCCAUUUGAAGAAUGGGCUAGUUAUGGUCGAAGUGGAAAACCGUUUGAUUGCCCGAAGAUUCAGGAGGCCGUUGUGUUGUUCAACGGCAUUUCGUGUUGGGUGCAGUCGAAGGUGCUCAGUGAGUUAACGCCAGCUUUGAGAGCGAAAGCAAUUGUGAAAUAUAUCGACGUUGCACAGCAUCUUCUAUCGUUGCAUAACUACAAUGGACUAAUUGCCAUUGUUGGUGGGCUUAACAGCAGCCCCAUCUCUAGACUACGGCAUACGUUUGAAGCUCUCUCUUCGAAAGCUCAAUCUGCACUGAAUGAUCUAACCGCCGCCGUAUCGUCAGACAGCAACUACAGCAGCUACAGAAAGGGACUUGAAGCGGCCACUUCACAAGGUGGUUUCGUCAUGCCAGUAAUAGGUGUUUGUCUGAAGGAUCUUAUUAGUGUGCAUGUGGCUUUGAAGGACGAAACGGCAGAUGGUCUGAUAAACAUGAGGAAACUGACACAACUGUAUCAGAUAUUUUCUGGUGAAAUUGAGCAAUUUCAGGAGAUGAAGCCGCCGAGCUCGUCCAACAAGGAGCUACUUGACAUUCUUCGGAUUUCCAUUCAACCUCGGUUUACACCAGACGAAUUGUACGAAGUCUCACUCACAAGGGAAGCUCGAAAUCGGAGUGUGUCAGAAGACUCUGACGGAGUGUUGCUAUCUCCCGCUCGGAGUCCAUUGUUUGGUGACUGGACAGCUGGCAUUGACGUCAACGUGACCGAGGAAACACUGAAGAAAUACAUAAACGCAAUGGUGAAGGCUGUUUUUCGUAACUACGAUUCUGAUAAGAACGGGUAUAUUUCUAUGGAGGAGUUUGAUGACUUUUCAUCGAAUUUUCCGUUUUUGGAUUCGUUUGCUGUGCUGGACACAAACAGUGACGGACGUAUCAGCCCAGAGGAGCUCUUCGACUACUUCUUCCAGGCCAACCUUCCCAUGAUGCGUCGCUCGUUCAAUCACUUCUUCACAGAGACGACAUACUUCUCCCCGACGUUUUGCUACCACUGCAAAGGACUGCUGUGGGGUCUCAUCAAACAAGGAUACAAAUGUAAAAACUGUGGUGUCAACUGCCAUCGUCACUGUAGAGAUGUGGUUGUCGCCGAGUGCCGAAGAGAAUCAGUUCUGAAUUCUACGCCUACGCUCAAACGGAAGAUCGUGGCUCGGAAAAAGUCGACGUCGUCGAAUAAUUCGAAGAAGCAGAUGAGAAAUUCGGUGUCGAAUGGCGACUGCAAUGGGAAGCAACAAUACAACAAACUUGAAGAUGCACACAGUGUCGUCGUAGCCGAGAACUCCCGUCUCAAAUCCCAACUGAAAGACUCACAAAACGCUCUCGCGGAGGCUCAACAUCAGAUAGAAAGCCUGAAGCAAGAAAUGGCGACAAUCCGUCAAGGAACAAUCGACUACGUUUUGAAUCACAUGGCACAGUUUUCGAAGACAAAGUCGACUGAAGUGUAGUGAGGAAAUUAUUAUACAUACAAAUGUAAGUACACAGGAUUGAGUAGAUUAGGGGUCUUCUGUUGUUUCAAUAGAGGCAACAUUGCACUGAUAGACUUGAUACAUUUUGAUUAGAACGUUUCUGGUUUAUCGAUUCGCUAUCAGUUUUAUUUGAUUUCAAUUUUAUGUCAUUGAGGGUUUAAUAUCAGGUGUAAUUAUUGUCAAGUGAUGGAAA